GAUUGAAUUACCAGCUAGUCUAAACUAUACGAACUAAAUCAGGCGGAAAUAAAAGCUAAGGCGCCGCUCCUGCGCGGCUUGCUUCGUUAUGCAAAAGUCACAACACGUAAAAACUAAGCAAACACAUCUUUCCCGACAUAUUGUUUGCUAUGUAGAUUUCGCACGAUUUAUGUUCGGUAGUUUGUCACUGGAGUUUACACGAAUACGACGGACAUUAAGUAUUACGUGCGCAAAGUAAAAAUGGAUUUGUAUUUAUCGUACUGGUUUUCGUGGCCCAUGGUGAUUCUCUUUCUCCUUGUUCAUCAAAUCAAUAGAGCUUUAGGUCAAAGUUGCUUGACCACGGCAGAUUGCAUCGAUUCCGGCACAACCUGUCAAGAUGUUGAUAUACCGACAAAAAGCGGAUCUACCUAUGGAACCAGAAUAGAGAAACGAUGCAUCUGUACCGAAGCCCUAAGACAACCGUGCUAUGAGGAUGCUGAUUGUACGCAAAAGUAUUCGGGAGUGACCGGCUUAUUCUGCCAGCAAUCCUUAACUUGCCCGGGACAGACCGGUCUUGGAUAUUGUCGGCUUGUUAGUUCCAAUAUAAAUCUUGUCGAUCUUCGAGGAUUAAGUCCAACGUUAUCAAUUGUGUAGAAAGUUGUUAAUCACGUGCUGUAACUCUCUGCAUAAACGUCCUCCUUAUGAAUGCCUCAUAGCUUUAUCAGUAGUAGGUGAAUCUUGAUCAUGUGUGCACUUCGGUACUGGCAAAAGCCGAUGCAAAGGUCAAGUUGCCUGGAUCUUUGCUUAACAAUUUUGUUAACGGUGUGCUGUAUGCCGAAAUUCGACUUCGCAUAAAAAUUACGUGCCUCAA
This is a messenger RNA of Paramacrobiotus metropolitanus, 850 nucleotides long. RefSeq lists its product as uncharacterized. The transcript is spliced from 4 exons. Lineage: Eukaryota; Metazoa; Tardigrada; Eutardigrada; Parachela; Macrobiotidae. The record is from RefSeq and is a predicted model, not a curated record. Bases 241 to 633 code for a protein of 130 amino acids.